Peronospora farinosa is the source of this 1116-nucleotide messenger RNA. The record is from the annotation of a GenBank genome assembly. NCBI's taxonomy places the organism in Eukaryota, Oomycota, Peronosporomycetes, Peronosporales, Peronosporaceae.
AUGCACAUUACUACCGUCUCAAAACGUGACCUUCCAAUGGAGUGUCGUGCCUUGGCCAUUGGCUUCGUCAUCAUCAUCAUCAUAUCCCUCCUCCUCCUCCUCCUAUCAUUGACUUCAACGGCAGGAUCACCAACAACUGUAACAACUUGCACGUCUUUAACUUCGGGACAUGUACCAAGUUUUCCAUCAAAACGGCUCAAUUGGACACGUCGACUUGUGAUUACAAAACAACCGGCCUCAGAGUUUUAUAAAGAUGAAGGGGGGAAAGCCAAUGCACUUGAAGUCGAGGUGACACUUGUAGAGUUUAAUGAACGUGGAGAACCUGCUCGAUCCAGUGACAAAGAGUUUAUUGAGAUUCCACUGCGGAUUCUGCUGUUUUUUGAAUCGGGAAAACGCGUAGAUGAUACAGAUCAGGAAAUCUUUCGUUUUGUCGGCAAUGACUAUGACUCGGUCGUCAUUCGGACCUCGACGCGCAAAGCUUUGGUGCAAUUCCGUCUCGAGAAAGUGAGCAGACGAAAAGAUGGGCAACGAUUCAAGCUACGCAUUGAAGUUGACCAAGAGCAGUGCACUGCUAAUGUUGCAGAUCUUACUCCAGUCUUUACAAAUGCGAUCUGCGUCCUAUCAAAGCGGAAACACCCAAGUUCAUACAACUCGGAAUCGUCGAUCCGCGUAAAAGAGCCGUCUCCGAAGUUGUUGAAACGUGAUUUGGCUGUGUUGGAAGAUCGGUUGAAUAGAAAGAUUGAUGGACUCUCGGCACAAGUUCACCAUUUGAGUCAACUGGUCCAAAAGCAGAAUGAGCUCAUCGUGAAGCAUCACACACCUCCGGUUCCUGCAGGGACACAUAGUGCUCCAAAUGAGAAUUCAAUUCUUGAAUGGCUGCUUCGGUCCAACACUACUGAUGAUGGCCCUUGGCCCAAACCACUCAUGGAGCAGCAAUUGUUGUCUAACACGGUCAUGCCCUACUUCGAAGUCGACGAUGAGCCGUACCACGGCACUGACGCAGAUCUCACACCCGCGUUCGUUGCUCCUCCAGCAACGACUACUAAAAACACAACGCCAUCGAACACGCGUACAAGUGAGACAACGACGCCUUCUCUACCAUUUGGCGACAUUUGA